Messenger RNA from Gongylonema pulchrum, 513 nucleotides. Lineage: Eukaryota; Metazoa; Nematoda; Chromadorea; Rhabditida; Gongylonematidae. The record is from the annotation of a GenBank genome assembly.
AUGGCCAGCUUGUCAUCAACGAAGACGCAUACCGUAGUUGUUGAUAACGCUGCGCAACAAAGGACAUAUGGCUUUGGUGAUACAUGUUGGGAUGGCAAAACGGAAGAGGUUGAACUAACGCGUGAGAACAAUUCGUUAGGCCUUUCAAUAGUUGGUGGUAGCGAUCACUCGUCACAUCCGUUCGGCAUAAACGCGCCUGGCGUAUUCAUCUCAAAAAUUACACCCAAUUCACCAGCUGGCCGCUCACAAAGGCUACGUAUUGGUGAUCGGAUCUUGUCAGUUAACAAUAUCAACAUUCGAAAUGCCAAGCAUCAAGCCGCUGUUGAGGCACUGAAACAAAGCGAAAAAGUGGUACGUCUGCGUGUGAUUCACGAGCCUCAACCGCCAGGUCUAAGAGAAGUUUCAAUUCGGCGAAAUUCUGGAGAAGCACUGGGACUGAAUAUUUGUGGUGGUAUCGGUAGUCCACCAGCGAAUCCUCUCGACAAAACCGAUGAGGGUAUUUUCAUCGAAAAG